AGACAGGGCCAGUUCAACCGGAUCCUCUUUGCAGUGUCCAGAUGCUGGUUUCAGACAGCUUUGGUUUGCACAGUGGGGACAAAGAACAGGGCAGUGUUUGGGAGAGAAAUUCAAAGGGCCCGUGGCAGCGUCCUGGCUUUGUAGAGCCAGAGCCGACUCCUGCAAUAGGAGCUUGACUCGCUGCCAUUGGAGCGGAUCUCCAGACAUCCUUCCAGCUCCGUGCAAAGUCCGGAUUGCAAGCCUCAGCUCAGAGACCCGGGAGGACGCACACCACGACUCCUCAUUCUCCUCAUUCUCCGGUGGCUGCUGAACUGAUCUCACUGGAAGGGAAUCUCUUUUCCUAGACGUGGGAUCCCAGGGACGUCCUUGGAGACUGGUGUGGCUGCAGCUUUUCAGAGUCGAUGAGGAUGUCCAGGAAGACCCAGUAAAGAAGGACUUGGCCCACUUUGGUCGCUGAAUUCACUCCAGCUCUUCUCAUUCCUGGAUGUUCCUUGGUCAUCUCUAGGCAAAGGCAUUUUCUUCCACCAUGUUGUUGUUGCAAGGUGCCCAGAUGUUGCAGAUGCUGGAGAAAGCUCUGGUGAAGAGCCUCCCUGAGUCCUUGAAGGUAUAUGGUACUGUCUUCCACAUAAACCAUGGAAACCCAUUCAAGCUAAAGGCCCUUGUAGACAAAUGGCCUGAUUUUAAUACAGUGGUCAUCCGCCCUCAGGAGCAGGCGAUGACAGAUGACCAUGAUCACUACACCAAUACUUACCAGAUCUACUCCAAGCACCCUCAAAACUGUCAGGAAUUCCUGGACUCUCCAGACGUCAUCAAUUGGAGGCAGCACUUUCAGAUUCAAAGUACGCAGUCCAGCCUGGAUGAAGUGAUACAAAACUUUGCAACCAUUAAAUCUUUCAAAGUCACCUAUUCAAAUAACCUUCUAUAUAUGACGUCGGAGACAGUCAACAAACUGAUUCCUUCACUGAUGGACACAAAGAAUUUACCACCCACUGGUGGCAAGCCAAAGGCCAUCAAUCAAGACAUGUUUAAACUCUCCUCCUUGGAUGAGACUCAUGCUGCCAUGGUGGAUAAAUUUUGGUCUUAUGGCGGCAAUGAGAAGAGCCAGAAGUUCAUCGCGCGAUGUUUACGGAGCUUCCCAAGCUCCUGUGUCUUGGGACCUGAGGGAACCCCUGUAUCCUGGACAUUAAUGGACCAGACUGGAGAGAUACGAAUGGGAGGCACUCUGACUGAGUAUCGGGCCCAGGGUCUGGUCUCCUAUGCUGUCUAUUCACAGGUGCAGACUAUGAACAAACUCGGCUUCCCCAGUUAUUCUCACACAGACAGGAAAAACAAAGCUAUGCAAAAAAUGAGCGAUGCUCUACACCAUAUCCUCAUGCCCUGUCACUGGAACCAGUGGGUGUGUUCUCCUCUGUGACACUGUCUUUAGACACAAGGCAUUAUGCCUGGGCGUGUCACUGGAGGAGUGAAAUAAAUGGAAUCGUUAGCAAA
Molecule: messenger RNA, 1488 nt
Organism: Dipodomys ordii (Ord's kangaroo rat)
Lineage: Eukaryota; Metazoa; Chordata; Mammalia; Rodentia; Heteromyidae
Product: glycine N-acyltransferase-like
Exons: 6
Coding region: 527-1414 (295 amino acids)
Biological process (GO): glycine metabolic process
Cellular component (GO): mitochondrion
Molecular function (GO): glycine N-benzoyltransferase activity; glycine N-acyltransferase activity
Source: RefSeq, a predicted model, not a curated record